ACCUCUCGAAAAGCUUCUCUUAUCGCGAUAAUGCAUUUUGUUUGGAUUAUUCCGCUACUUUCACUACUUUGUAAGCUCUCACUAGCGAAUUCUUCCGUAAAUUGCGGCAAACAGCAGAUUCGCACGCAGAAUUUGAUCGUGAAUGGAUUCUCCACGUACGCGGGACAAUUUCCGUGGCACGCCGCCCUGUAUCACAGGACUUCCGCGACUUCGUUGGAAUACGUCUGCGGAGGUAGUCUUAUCAGCGAUACUUUUGUUGUGACGGCCGCUCACUGUGUACAGGAUGGGAGUCGUGAAAUGAAUACGAAACGAGUUGUGAUUUUUUUGGGACUGCACGAUCGAAACGACUUGGACCCAGCCAUGUUUCAGCAGCUUUUGGUGCUGGAAAUCUACACGGUGUCGGGUGGUCGCUGGGCAAAGCUGAGGAAUGACAUUGCUUUGCUGGAACUUCGAAGCAAGGUACGGUACACGGACUUUGUUCAGCCAAUUUGUAUAGCAGCUUCGGAAGUUCCCGUUGAAACAGUUGGCAUCGUUGCUGGAUGGGGGAUGACGGAAGACGGUUAUCUAUCCCAGGAAUUGAAGAGUUCCCGCAUGCCAAUAGUGCGAAUGAUCGACUGUCUGAUGAGCGAUCGCGAUUCGUUUGGCCAUUCGUUGGACUCUGGAAUGAUUUGCGCUGGGUAUCUGAAUGGUACUGCUGUAUGUAACGGCGACAGUGGAAGUGGACUGAUAGCCGAACUUGAAAAUGGCACGUGGUUCUUGGUUGGGAUUGUGUCCUUUACUGCCCGCAGUAGGAACGGCACCAUCUGCAGUCCUAGCGGAUACGGAGUGUUCGUAGACGUUCAGGUGUAUCUUCCAUGGAUCAGGAACGUUACGGAGAGGUCAUUUAGCGAACAUGAAUCGCUGAUUGGCAGUUUUGCGUCAAACGCCUCUUCCAAAAUUCGAAUUGAAGAACUUCAAACAUUUCCCACGACAACACCGAACUCAGCUGAGGACAUUUUCCUACAUGAUGGUGAAUGUGGACGCAAACGAGUUGAGCUUUUACCCAUGUUGGAGAAAGUCGACUCGAAAAGUGGCCGUUGGCCCUGGCACGGAGCGUUCUACCGGAAUGAUGGCAAAACUAACUUCUUCUGGUACCUUUGUGGGGUUACCAUUUUGACGAACAAGUUUACGGUGUCAGCAAAAUAUUGUAUUUUUAACAAAAAACCUGCAAAUAAGCAAAUCAAAUAUUACGUGAUGUUUGAACAGUUCCAGGAUCCCAUCGAUGCAGCAGCGGACAACUCCAGCGGACGGAAAGUAGCAGCGGACCAGACUUCGGGUUAA
Messenger RNA from Culex quinquefasciatus (southern house mosquito), 1320 nucleotides. RefSeq names its product chymotrypsin-C. The coding region runs from base 31 to 1320 and encodes 429 amino acids. Gene Ontology annotation, molecular function: serine-type endopeptidase activity. Lineage: Eukaryota; Metazoa; Arthropoda; Insecta; Diptera; Culicidae. Gene Ontology annotation, biological process: proteolysis. The transcript is spliced from 4 exons. The record is from RefSeq and is a predicted model, not a curated record.